Messenger RNA from Anolis carolinensis (green anole), 11852 nucleotides. RefSeq names its product FRAS1 related extracellular matrix 3 (gene frem3). Lineage: Eukaryota; Metazoa; Chordata; Lepidosauria; Squamata; Anolidae. The record is from RefSeq and is a predicted model, not a curated record. Gene Ontology annotation, biological process: cell communication; anatomical structure morphogenesis. The transcript is spliced from 24 exons. Bases 1 to 9495 code for a protein of 3164 amino acids. Gene Ontology annotation, cellular component: membrane.
AUGGCUGAGGCGGCGAGGCUGGGGCUGCUGGUCGGGGCGCUGCUCCGCCUCCUGUGCAGCCUGCCGGCGCCUGUGGCGAGCCACCCCAUGCCCGAGCCCUCUCUCCUGCUGCUGCCCGGCGAGGCGCUGCUGGUUUCCAAUCGCGGCGUGCGGGUGCCCUUCGGCCGCUCCGUCUGGCUCGACCCCGCGCGGGACCUGUCCAUCCGGGUGCGGGACGGGGAGCGGUGCUUCCUGCGGGCGCUGGAGAGCGGCCCGGCGCCCCACCGCCCCGGCGCGCUCUCCCCGUCGCGCUUCCCCUGCGCCUUCGGGCCCCGCCAGGUCAGCUACACGCACUUCGGGGCGCGGAGCCCCGGGCGGCACAGGCUCAGCCUCCAGCUGCGCUACGACACGCCGGAGCGGACCCUGGUGGCGCCCUUCAGCCUGGAGGUGGAGGUGCUCGCCCAGCAGCUGCGCCUCCUCAGCCGCAACCUGCCCCUCAGUGUGGAGACGCUCCGCGGACGCAGCCCGCCCUUAGACGCCAAAGUGCUGGCCUUCGCCGACGUCGGAGAGCUCCCCUGCCGCCUCACGGCUUUGCCUCACCCGCAGAGCUAUCUCCCUGCCUAUGGGCGCCUGGUGGACUCCGAGGGGCGCCCCCUGCCCGCCGGGUACAGCAACGACUGCCAGAAGUUCCUCCUGGACGGCAUCCGCUACGAGCACACCGCCCUCACCGCUUCCCCCAACCGCGACUACAUCCCCAUGCUGGUCCAGGUGGGCCCACAGGAUGGCCAAGCCCUUUCCUCCUCCUUUGAGGAGAGCCAAGGUGAGCAGGAGUACUUCCAGGUUGUGGUCCGCAUCCGCGAAGGGGCCGAGAACACCCCUCCCAAGCCCAGCUUCGUGGCGCUGCUGAUGAUGGAGGUGGACCAGUUUGUGCUCACCGCCAUCACCCCCGACAUGCUGGCCGCCGAGGACCUGGAGAGCCCCUCGGACCUGCUGCUCUUCAAUCUCACCUCGCCUUGGCCGGCUACGGAGGAGGAGGGGGAACGUGGCCAGCAGGGGUAUUUGAUCAGCACCGACGACCCCGGCCGGCCCCUCACCUCCUUCACCCAACAAGAGGUCCGGGAACUGAAAAUCGCCUACCAGCCGCCCACUUUAGACUCCGACCAGGAGCGCCUCUUCCAGCUGGAGAUGGAAGUCUUGGAUCUUGAGGGGGCCUCCUCGGAGCCCUUUGCCUUUGUGGUGGUGGUGAAACCCAUGAACACGUUGGCACCAGUGGCAGUCUUUAACCGGGUGGCUGGUCCCCAAAUGAUGCUUUUCGAAGGACAGUCGAGGCCGCUUUCUGGCAAUCUUGAGAUCAGCGAUGAGGACAACCUGGAUGAGGUGAAGGUCUGGGUGACGAGGGGCCUGAAACACGGAGAGCUCCGGGUGUUGGGUGCCUUGCCUGGCCGCCAGUUUUUUACCCCAGCCGAGCUGAAAGCGGGACAGGUCAUCUACCAACAUGAUGGCAGCGAGCACAGCUACAGCGACAACAUUGUCUUCCGAAUGGGAGAUGGGCGACACCAGGUGGAGUUUCUUUAUCCAAUCACAAUAGCCCCUGAGGAUGACCAGCCGCCUCUCCUCAAUGCCAACACUGGAUUGGUCCUAAGUGAGCAUCAGGUGGUCCAAAUCUCCCCUUUUGUCCUCAGUGCUACAGACAUUGACUCUGAGGAUGCAACCAUUCGAUUUGUGCUCAAAGAGAUUGAAGGAUCUGCAGAUCAACGUCUUGGUGUUCUCUUGCUGAGACAAGCAGAAACUCCAUCCUCCUAUGAAAAAGAGGAUGUGGAGGAAGAUCUUGUUGCUUCAUCCAUCUGGCGCUUUCUGGCAAGUGAAGAAGUGUAUGAGAAAGAGGUGACUGAGUGGUUGCAACAAGAUAUCCUGGAUGGAAAGUUGUUCUAUAGGCACACAGGGCCUCAUAGCACUAAACUAGUGGUGGAUGAAUUCACAUUCUAUCUCCAGGAUGACAAUGAUCCUCCAAAUCAGUCUGGAGAGCAGGUGUUCCUCAUCAAGAUCCAGCCUGUUGACAAUCUGCCUCCAGAACUGUACCCAGGUACCACCUUGCAGAUGACAGUCCUUGAGUAUCAGGUCACCCACUUUAGGAAACAUUAUUUGCGUUAUACUGAUCUGGAUACGGAGGACAGGGAGCUGAGAUACACUGUACUCACACCACCAACAGACACAGAUGAAAAUCACCCUGUGGUGGCUGGACAGAUUGUGCUUACUGACAAUCCUUUGGUAGCCAUUACACAAUUCACUCAAGCACAAAUAAAUCAUCACAAGGUGGCCUAUAAGCCACCAGACCAAGAGCUUGGUAUCACCCCCAGAGUGGUGCAGUUCACAUACAGUGUAGAAGACACAGGAGGUAAUUCUGCCUUGGGCAUCUUCACCUUGUUCCUGCAACCAGUGGAUAAUCAGCCCCCACAGAUUACCAAUGCUGGUUUUACUGUAUUUGAAGGAGGUAGCUUCCUUCUCACCAACAGUCAGCUAGAUGCCACUGAUAAGGAUACAGACAGUGAUCGGAUUGUAUUCACUCUAAUGGAGGCUCCACAGCAUGGCCACCUGCGCUACUUGGAGGAGGGAGUGAUGGUGCAAGGCGAAUCUUUCUUAUUAGAUGACAUUGUAAAUGGUCGCCUAUCCUACCAGCAUAGUGGUGAUGAAUUCACAAGUGAUUCCUUCCAGUUGGAAGUCAGCGAUGGGGUGCAUCAAGUUCCAAUCACUGUUAAAAUUGCUGUUCAGCCAGUGGAUGAUGAACGGCCCAGCAUCACCAUCCCUGGUCGUAAUGGACUUUUGGGGGCCUUUAUUGAUGUGCUCGAAAAUAGUGCCACUGAGAUAACAAAUUCUCUUAUUCAGGGGACAGAUGAGGAUACCGAUGAACUAGCACUGACUUUCAUUGUAAAAGAUCCACCCAAGUUGGGUGAUAUCUUAGUGGAUGGGGUACCUUCUAGGAAGUUCACCCAGCAAGACCUUAUUAGUGGAACAGUAGUUUAUGCUCAUAGUGGUGGUGAGAUUGGUUUGAAAAAAAAGUCUGAUUUCUUUAAUCUUACUAUCUCAGAUCUCUCCAGUGAUUGGGUGGUGGGAGGCAGCAGCGUGGAAGGAGUGCGUGUAACUGUGACUAUUUUGCCAGUAGACAACAUUGCUCCUGAGGUUAUGGUGGGGGAAGAACCAUUUACUGCUUACGAGGGAGGGAAAAGUGUGCUAAACCUAAAUUUGCUGGAUGUAGAGGAUGUAGAUACCCCCAGGGAUGACAUCUUAUGUACCAUUGUAGUUCAGUCUACUUCUGGGUACCUAGAGAAUAUCUCUCCAGCCCCUGGAUCUGAAAAAUCCAGGGCUGGGACUGCCAUCAGUGCCUUUUCUAUCAAGGAUGUUCGGCUUGGUCACAUCAACUAUGUGCAGAGCAUCCAUAAGGGAGUAGAACCUGUAGAAGAUAGAUUCACUUUCCAGUGUUCUGAUGGCAUCAACAUCUCACCACAUCACUUUUUUCCCAUUGUCAUCAUCCCAACCAAUGAUGAGAAACCAGACCUAUAUGUUCGUGAGUUUGUGGUACUAGAGGGAAUGAGUUUAGUGAUUGACACUCCCAUUCUCAAUGGUGCUGAUGCUGAUAUUCCCCCAGAUGAGUUGCAUUUCUUCAUAACUGUUCCUCCUAAACAUGGGCAGAUUGUUAACCAACUACCCACUGGCACAGUGUUGGUACGCAAUUUCACUCUGGAAGAAAUCCGUGAAGCCUCCAGCAUUGUGUAUGAGCAUGAUGACUCAGAAACAAAAGAGGAUACUUUCAGAAUCCAGUUGACUGAUGGCCUACACACAGUGGAGCAAGAAGUUUUAAUUAUGGUCAUUUUGGUAGAUGAUGAGACACCUAGAUUGUCUAUCAAUGAUGGUUUAGAUGUGGAAGUAGGUGAGUCUAAAAUUAUCACUAACCGGGAACUCAAGGCUACUGAUAUAGAUUCAGAAGACAAAACACUUAUGUAUAUUAUUCGUUUUGUACCGAGGCAAGGUCUACUGCAGCGCAUAAACAAAGAAGGAGAAGUGUUAGGCAAUAUCACACUAGGCAUGAAUUUCACACAGAAUGACAUAGACCAAGGUUUUAUCCACUAUAUUCACACAGGCCGGCAGGGAGUCCGUGACUUGGUUAAGUUUGAUGUCACUGAUGGCAUUAAUCCUUUGAUAGAUAGGUAUUUCUACAUUACUAUUAGUGGUAUUGAUAUGGUCUUUCCUGAGGUGAUCAAUAAAGGGGUGACUCUGAAAGAAGGUGGGAAAGUGACACUCACUACUGACCUGCUGAGUACAAGUGACAUUAACAGCCCGGAUGAGCUUCUCCAGUUCAGUAUCACUCGCGCCCCAAUUAGAGGUCAUUUGGAGAACUCUGACCGCCCUGGAGUUCCUGUCACUACCUUUACUCAGCUUCAGCUCGCUGGAAACAAGAUUUAUUACAUCCACACUGCAGACGAUGAGGUGAAGAUGGAUAGUUUUGAGUUUGAAGUGACAGAUGGCUACAAUCCAGUCUUCCGUACUUUCAGGGUAUCCAUUACUGAUGUGGACAAUAAGAAGCCAAUUCUGACCAUCCAUGACUUGACAAUUCAGGAAGGGGACACCAAACUGAUCACUCCAUUUGAGCUGAAUGUUGAGGAUCGGGACACACCUGACCACCUCCUCCGUUUCAUAAUAACCCAAGUCCCAGUGCAUGGCCAGAUUAUUUACAAUAACAGUUACUCUGUGACCAGUUUUACUAAACAAGAUCUGAAUGAGAACAUGAUCAACUACAGACACGAUGGUACAGAAACUAAUCAAGACAGUUUUUCUUUCACUAUUACUGAUGGAACUCAUUCAGACUUCUAUGUUUUUCCUGAUACUAUCCUUGAAACACAUCAACCACAGACAAUGAAGAUCCAGAUCCAUUCCCUGGACAAUGGUGUGCCGCAGAUAGUAGUGAAUAAGGGCACUGUGACCCUGAGAAAUAUUCCAACUGGACACCUAGGCUUCUUAAUUACCAGCAAAUAUUUGAAGGCAGAGGACAGAGAUAGUCCAUACAAAGUGUUGAAGUUCAAGAUCACAGAUGGGCCAAGGCACGGGCUUAUCAUCAAUACAGCUCUGGGAAACGGAAGUAUUAAAGCAUUCACCCAAGCUGAAAUUGAUGACAUGAAGAUCUGCUACGUCUUGAAGCAAGGUGAAAAUGCAACUAGUGAUAUCUUCCACUUCUCAGUUGAAGACAGUGGAGGAAACAAGCUGAAGAGCCAGCCUUUCCGUUUGAACUGGGCAUGGAUUUCUUUAGAAAAAGAAUAUUAUAUUGUAGAUGAAGAUUCCAGGGUCCUGGAGGUGACUCUCAAACGCAGAGGAUACCUGGGGGAAACCUCGUUCAUAAGCAUUGGAACGAAAGAUGGCACAGCAGAAAAGGAUAAAGAUUUCAAAGGGAAAGCUCAGAAACAGGUUCAGUUCAAUCCUGGACAAACCAUGGCCACCUGGAAAGUAAGAAUAAUAGUAGAUAAUGAAUAUGAGGAGUCAGAGGUUUUCCAGAUUAUUUUAUCAGAUCCUGUUAUGGCUGCCCUGGAAUUUCCAGAUAGAGCAACAGUGGAAAUUGUGGAUCCAGGUGACGAAUCUACUGUAUAUAUUCCUGGGUCAGAAUAUAGAAUAGAGGAAGAUGUUGGUGAGCUGCUAAUUCCUAUCAGAAGAUCAGGAGAUGUCAGCCAUGAAUUAAUGGUCAUUUGUUCCACUCAUCAAGGAUCUGCCACUGGUACAGUUCCUUCCACUGUCUUGUCUUAUUCUGACUAUAUUUCUCGUCCUGAAGACCACACAAGCCUCAUUCGUUUUGAUAAGGACGAGACGGAGAAGAGCUGCCGUGUCAUCAUCAUUGAUGAUUCGCUUUAUGAGGAAGAUGAAACUUUCAAUGUCACAUUAAGUAUGGCGAUGGGUGGGCAGAUCGGAACAGAAUUCCCCACCACCAAAGUAACAAUUUUAGCUGACACAGAUGAUGAGCCUGCUUUUUACUUUGGUGACACUGAAUAUCAUGUAGCUGAAAGUGCUGGAUAUGUAGAAGUUCACGUUUGGAGAACUGGGACCGACCUGUCCAAAGCAGCCACUGUGACCGUGCGUUCCAGGAAAACGGAACCAUUGUCUGCAGAAGCUGGAGUUGAUUAUGUUGGCAUCAGCCGCAACCUGGAUUUUGCUCCUGGUGUAAAUAUGCAGACUUUCCGUGUGACCAUUUUGGAUGAUUUAGGACAGCCAGUCCUUGAAGGUCCAGAAAAAUUUGAACUCGUUCUUCGCAUGCCUAUGAAUGCAGUGCUUGGGGAGCCAAGCAAAACUACCAUUUUCAUCAAUGAUACCAUCACAGACUUACCCAAAGUCCAAUUUAAGGAACCGCUCUACACAGUCAAUGAAAAAGAUGGGCUUGUUUCAGCUAUAAUUUAUCGUAGUGGUGAUGUUAAUCAUAAAUCAACAGUCCGCUGCUAUACACGCCAGGGCUCUGCUCAGGUUAUGAUGGACUAUGAAGAGAGACCAAACACAGAUGAUUCUGUAGUGGUGUUCCUUUCAGGAGACACUGAGAAAUCCUGUAAAGUGGUUCUGGAAGAUGAUGCCAUCUAUGAAGAGGAGGAAGAAUUCAGGCUAGUGCUAGGAACGCCAAAAGGUUCUUCUGUAUUUGGCGCGUCUCUUGGGGAACAAAAGGAAACUUUGGUGAAGAUUAAAGAUGAAGAAGACAGACCAGUGAUUAAAUUCUCCGAAAUCAAAUACAGCAUUCAAGAACCUCAAGAACCUGGUGAGAUUGCAGUUGUAAAGAUCCCUGUCUUUCGUCUUGGGGACAGUUCCAAAGUUUCUAUUGUAAGAAUCCAUACCAAAGAUGGUUCAGCUACAUCUGGAGAAGAUUAUAAUCCAAUGUCCGAUGAUAUUGAAUUCAAAGAAGGGGAAACAGAACACUUCAUUGAGGUUGAAGUUUUAUAUGAUGGAGUGAGAGAAAUGCGUGAAGCAUUUACAGUACACUUGAAACCUGAUGAGAAUAUGGUAGCUGAGACACAGACGAACAAAGCUAUUGUGUACAUUGAGGAAAUGGACAGUGUGGCAGAUGUGACUUUUCCAGCUGUGCCCCAGGUUGUGUCUCUCUUGUUGUAUGAUGACACUGCUAAAAGCAAAGCAAAUCCUCAGCCUCCCACAGGAUACCCUGUUAUGUGUGUAACGGCAUGCAAUCCCAAAUAUUCAGAUUAUGACAAGACUGGAUCUAUUUGUGCUGCUGAAAACAUCAAUGACACCUUGACUUUGUAUCGCUGGCUUGUCAGUGCUCCGAGCGGCUCGGAUGGGGUGACCAGCCCGAUGCGUGAGGUGGACUCCAACACUUUCUUCACCAAUACUAAGUCAAUUGCCUUGGACUCUAUAUACUUCCAGGCAGGUUCAAGGGUCCAGUGUGCUGCACGGGCCGUCAAUGCCAAUGGAGAUAUGGGUUUAGAAUUGCAGAGUCCGAUUUACACAGUAAACAGAGAUGAAGGUUUGUGUCAACCACGUAUACCAGGAACAGUUGGAGCAGAGCCUUUCUCAGCCAAAAUACGGUAUACAGGUCCUGAUGACCCUGACUAUCCCAAUUUGAUCAAGUUAAUAGUUACAAUGCCACAUAUGGAUGGGAUGCUCCCAGUUGUCUCAACAAGACCUUUGUCCAAUUUUGAGUUGACUCUUAGUCCAGAUGGCACUCGUGUAGGCAAUCACAAAUGCUCCAACCUCUUGGAUUAUAAUGAGAUUGAGACAAAGUACGGAUUCAUCACAGAUAAUGUCAAAAACCCAGAAGUCAUUGGUGAAACCUCACCGUACCAGUAUAGCAGUGCAUUGCGCACUGCUAAGACUUUGCGCUUUUAUCGUAAUCUCAACCUGGAUGCCUGCCUAUGGGAGUUCAACAGCUAUUAUGACAUGUCAGAAUUGCUGACAGACUGCAGUGGCUCCAUUGGCACAGACGGUCAGGUGCUGAAUCUUGUUCAAUCCUAUGUGACUCUACGGGUACCCCUCUAUGUCUCCUAUGUCUUCCACUCACCUGCUGCUGUUGGGGGCUGGCAACACUUUGACCUGCAGUCCGAACUGAAGCUGACCUUUGUGUAUGAUACUGCCAUCCUAUGGAAGGAUGGCAUAGGAAGCCCCCCGGAAGCAGAACUACAAGGCUCCUUAUACCCAACCAGCAUGCAGAUCAAUGAAGAAGGAAGAUUGGUGGUCUAUUUCAGAACCGAAAUCCGAUUCAGAGGGCAAUUUGUAAUGUCCCAUCCAGGAACAUCUCUGUCAUCCAUGGUGAUGUCUGCUGAUCAUCCUGGUCUGACAUUCACACUUAGCCUUUCACAGAAUGAGCGGACCUUCCACCAACCUAUGCAGCAAUGGAAAUUUGUCUCAGAUUUUGCUGUACGUGACUAUUCUGGUACUUACACCGUGAAACUUAUCCCCUGUAUUGCCGCACCCAGCCAAGAAUAUACCUUGCCUGUCAUCUGUAGCCCACGGGAGCCAAUCACCUUUGAUCUAGAUAUCAGGUUCCAGCAGGUCAGUGACCCAGUAGCAGCUGAAUUUAAUCUCAAUACCCAAAUGUUCCUCUUGUCCAAAAAGGACCUCUGGCUGUCUGAUGGCUCCAUGGGAUUUGGAGAAGGAACUGAUGUUGCAUUCACAGAAGGCUCUGAGAUCUAUGGUCGGGUGAUGGUGGAUCCUGUUCAGAAUUUAGGAGAAUCUUUUAUUUGCAACAUUGAGAAGGUGUUUCUGUGCACUGGGGCUGAUGGGUAUGUUCCCAAGUACAAUCCAGAUAACAGAGAAUAUGGUUGCCUGGCUGACUCGCCUUCCUUAUUGUACAGAUUCAAGAUUUUGGAUAAAGCUCAACCUGAUACCCAGGCGAAAGUAUUUGGAAAUAUGCCCUUUAAUGCUAAACUUGCAGCCGAUCAUGUCGAUGGUUUCCCUUUAAUAAAGCAAUCUGGUUCCGAUGGAUUCAGCUUGUUGUCGACUCCACUAUUCCAGGUAGCAGCCGGUCGAGAGUGGUACAUUCACGCCAUUUACAUGGUCCGAUCCCGUGACAAUGCUCACAGAGGCCUUGGAAAGCGAAGUGCUGAGCUCCACAGUGUUUUAUCUUCAGCGAAUAGGAUUUCUGGCACUCCGCGUGUUGGACGUGCUCGGAGAGCUAUCUCGGACGCUCCUGCUCUUGCCCAAGACAUCGGUGUAGACAAGAAUAGAGGCACCAACAUCCAACAUAUUGCUCUUGAUCGAUCUAACAAAAUUGUUAUCAGGCCAAACGAUAAGUCCCAAGAAGGUAAGCCUUAUGAAAAGCCAAUCUUGGAGAUCACAGGAAGUGAUGCAGAGGACAAGAUUGUCCCCAUUAUUGGAGGGGCAGCUGGCCUGCUGCUUCUUUGUUGCACUGUUCUGAUUAUCAUCUUGCUUCUGAAGCGAAGGGGACAGUCUACUGACAGGAAAGCAGAUUCAUGCAUCAACUAUUCUAACAGCAACGAAACUGUGACCACACAGCACAGCAAUGGUGACAGCUCUGAGGUCUAAUUUUACUGCAAAGCUGAGGGUUGUCCUUUGAAGAUACUCUGGUUCAUCACAGAAACCAGUAUCGAGGGGGCUGAAUUUGCACAGACUUGGAACUGGCUGCUGCAAUUUUGGUGCUAGGUGGUGUGUGAUUCCAGCAUAUGAAAAGUAUAGCAAAUAUGAUGAAGUAUAUAUAAGUGUGAGUGGCUUAUUUAUAACUCUCCUCUCUUUCCCCCAGGAGCACACAACAACCUCCUGGAAUAAAAUGUUCAUUAAACCUAGGGGUGCCCUCCCCCCCCCCCCCCCGAAAUGGUGCUCAAAAUAUCAUCAGCUAUCAGCUAUAAAUGUGCCUUAUCUACUAUCGUGAAAGCCUGGUGCUCUUCAAAGGAUUAUUGAUUUCCUUUCCUUUUGGCUUGUAUAGUGCCUAGAGUUGUGCCCUUCUUGAGUAUGAAAAGGUUGGGGGUGCCAGAAAUGGAGAGGGGUCAGAUUAUAACCUGAUAGAGUAGAAAUAUCUGUAAUUAGAUCUCGGAGUAGAAUACUAUCUUGCGUGGAUGAGAGAAAUACUGCACUGGAAAAAGCUUAUUUAAAGAGUACUUCUUGAGUGUUUUAACUAUAGGUAUUAGGAAUGUACCUUAACAGACUACUCUAAAGCUGAUGUAUAUUGUGCCUUUCAUGAGAAACCUAAUAAUUAUUACACAGCCCUUGGUUUUGUCUGUUCAGUUAGUAAAAAUUUGCUGUUUAUGGUUAGUUUUAUUUCAGACACCUCUCUGCUAAGGGAGAUUGGCAAAUACUGUAAGAUAUUGUGAAUAACUUAAGACAUUAAUUUCCUGUCAUUUGUUUUCUGAUACAUUGAGCAUUUAGGUCACACAAACAGUUCUUAUACAGCGAAGCAGCACUAGUAAAUUCUAAGCCAAAUGCAUUUGGAAUCGUUUUUAUCAAAUACUUGGCAAAACAUUGCUUUUAGGAACCGGUAUCAAUGUGACAAAAAUAGACAGGCAUUUUUCUACGUCACACUGUUGUUUGAAAGGGCAGGCUUUUCUCUGUGCCAGGUAAGCCCAUUGCUUUGAUAACAUUUAUCAUAAUAUUUCUCAAUGUUUUGUUUGCUUCUCACUUUCAAACAAUCUGAAACGUACAUUAAGACUUCUUCAUCUUCAUUUAGAGGAAGCUUUUAUGAACCUUUGGAUCUGUGGAUAAUUUUGCUCAACCUUACAGUGUUUUUUAUUCAAAUGUGCUCUACUCAUAGAAGCUCCUACAGAGCUGCAGCCAUUACAGCAGACUCUUGUGCACCAUUUCUCAGACGUCAAUUAGAUUUCAUUGGGAAUUAUUCCUUGAUAUUUUUAAUUUUGUAGACCAAGAGUUUCACCAGCUCAUUUAUUACAUAAAGCCUAUUGAUCAGUUAGGUAAGUAGGUCCAAAAUUCAUUGAACAACAGAUUUUUAAUUACUUUUAAGUGCUCAUGUUUUUUUUAAAAAAAACACAAUAGAAAUUGUUGGCAUUCCUUUUCACUCAUAAAGAAGAGAUGACAGGAGCCAUAAAAAUACCAAAAUGCCCUUAUAUGCAUUCAGAAGUUAUGUGAGCGUUUUGGGUUUCAGAAAAGCCUCUCCUGCGGCUAAAUUGGCCUAUAUGGCUUGUAAGAUGCAGUGGAAAUGUGCCCCUCAUCUCUGGGCAUCAUAGUGCAUUUGGGGAAGACAAAUAUGUAUUUGAAAAUUUUGGCAAUUUUUUUUACCCCUAUGUGCUCCGGGAAACUCCAAACAUGCUGGAAAUACCCUCCACACUCCUUAAGAAUUUAUUUGGGACAUUCCGAGAGCCAUAUGCUGCACUUUGCCCAUCCAUGCUUUAAAAUAACAACUGAGUCUUCACAUGUCCAAGUUUCUGUUGUGGCUCAAGUCUACCUCCAAAAGUCAUGCUGCACGAGACUGUUUUAUGUGACUUCCUCUAAAUAAGGUGCAUAUGUACUUUCAAUUAAGCUAGUGCUACUCUUACGCACAAGGCAAAACCAGUUAACCCAAAAAGCUCUACCAGCCCAUUAUAAUGUACAUUGAAGUUGCUGGAAGUCUUCUUCAGCAGCCCAAUACAAGCAUUCCUUCAUUACCUCUCCCUAAAGUGUGGUCUUGCUCUUUUUGAACAGCUGUUGCCUAUAAUUUAUGGGACUGAAGAUAAACUGUCAGUUAUACAAGUUACACUGUUGUAUAUUUAUGCAAUUUACAUAUCCUACAUGUUUCAAGGUAUGAGUAAGGCAGGUUCAACCAAUCACUGAAGAAAGCACUGAAAUGCUGUCAUUGAACUGUACUAUGUUAAACAUGUUCUGUAAUUGUAACCUGUUCCUUUUUAUUGUUAAAUUGCCAAAAUUUUAGUUAUUUUAUAAAAAAAAUUUCUUUCAUA